Molecule: messenger RNA, 891 nt
Organism: [Candida] anglica
Lineage: Eukaryota; Fungi; Ascomycota; Pichiomycetes; Serinales; Debaryomycetaceae
Source: the annotation of a GenBank genome assembly
AUGGAUUUUUCAAGUUUAUUGGGCAAGGAGAUUCAGAAGAAGAGGGCUAAUGGAGGUUCUGAUAGAAAGGGAGGAAAGAAGAAAAAGAAAUCAAAGGAUAAAGAAAUCAUACCUGAAAGCAUAGUGAGAGAUGAUGAUGAGAAUACUUCAAUUAUAGCAAAACCUAGUAGUAAGGAAGAGCCUAGUCGUCAUAAUUCACAAGAUACAACCGUUGAGUAUACCCCAGAAGAAGAAACUCUCGCGAAAACCCUCUCCAUAGAAGAUAUAAAUUCUAAAUUGAAGAAGUUUGGAGAAUUAGAUAAUGAACCAAAUAUUUCUAAUGUUAUGAAAAUACGUAAAUUAGGCAUUCUUCUUAGAAAAGAAAGGAAAGAUGCUGAAUAUAAAGCACAAUUGGAGAAGGAAGAUGCAGUUGCUAUGGAUAUUAAUGUAGAAGACAUGGGACAAGAACAAUUUAAGGAUAAGAUAUAUACACAACUUCGUAGGUAUAUUAAGUAUCUUAUAAAAUGUUGGGAAUGUCAAGCAGAUACUGAAGAACAAAAGAAAUUACUUUUAGAAACUAAACGAGAUUUGGUGAAGUUAUUAUAUAGACUUCGUAAGCAAUCUUUGACUGCAAACAUGUUCACAUCAUUAACUACAGUGAUUCAUUAUUUACAAAUAGGUGAUUUCCGUAAGGCAAAUGAAACAUAUUUGAAAUUAAGUAUAGGAAAUGCAGCUUGGCCCAUUGGUGUGAGAAGUGUGGGGAUUCAUGAAAGAGCAGCUGACCUGAAAAUCACUGGUGAUAAUAAAAAAGAGGCUGCAAAUAUUAUGAUUGAUGAUAAAACUAGACGUUGGAUUACUGCCAUAAAAAGAUUAAUUAGUUUCUGUGAAAGAGCUAAUAGUAAAAGUAGCUAG